Leguminivora glycinivorella is the source of this 3545-nucleotide messenger RNA. Its product is annotated as nucleolar complex protein 4 homolog. The record is from RefSeq and is a predicted model, not a curated record. The coding region runs from base 101 to 1705 and encodes 534 amino acids. Gene Ontology annotation, biological process: ribosome biogenesis. NCBI's taxonomy places the organism in Eukaryota, Metazoa, Arthropoda, Insecta, Lepidoptera, Tortricidae. Gene Ontology annotation, cellular component: Noc4p-Nop14p complex; small-subunit processome; nucleolus. The transcript has 11 exons.
CGCAACGUGCGCGCGGCGUGCGCGAAACUUUACGUUCCCUGUUGUCGGCAAAUAACCAGAUAACAGAUAACCGGUCAUUCUGUAGUUGACCGGCCUCGAGAUGCGUCCUGCACUCAUCUACACCUUCAACUCCCGGCCUCAGAAGCCGAGGAAAGUGCCCAACGAGCUAUUCGCGAAGGCCGAGCUGAUUCUCGAGUCGAAGAAAAAUGCCAAUGUUUUGUGCGAAGUUUUGGAGAUGUUCAACAAAGAAGAGAAGAACUAUACACCGCUGCUGUUAACUGUGGAAUUGAUCUUCACGACGUUGCUGAAGCGUGGAGAAAUGUUCGAGACAGGGAAAGGGACGGGUCCAGACGGAGGCGACCCUGGCCUCAUCCAUUGCCGCUGGCUCCGCGAGAACUACCAGCUGGCCUUCAAACGCGUGCUGGCCUGCAUGAGUCGCGGGGAGGACAGCUCUCGCAAGCAAGCGCUAGCCUCGUGCCUCAAGCUCAUGAUGGUGGAAGGGGAGAACCCGACACUGUCCAAGCAUGGCGUCAUUUGCUUCCCGGACUGGCGGCUCCAGAGCGUCUUCGACGUGAUCCUCGACGCGAAACAGUCGCAAAGCAUGUUCAUAAAGUACCUGGAGUGUUUCACCGACUACCGCGACUUUCAGCAGAAUGCGCUCAAUGUGCUCGCUGACUUGAAGUAUAGCAAGGCUCCGAGCGAGAUCUACGUACAAAACUACCUGGAGCUGUUCGAAAUGAUCAUGAGACCGGGCCUGAACCAGAAGGAGCGGCCCAAACAGCCUGAAAAGUACUACGACAAGAAGAUAUACCCAGAGGACAGAUAUUAUAUUAAGAGAGACUCAUUGGUGUCGGACAUCUUCGAUCCGGCCAUCUGCAAGAAAUCCAUCAACCGUUGCUGGAGCUUCUGCAUGCAAUGGCCUCUCCGAGCGAACGAAACGAACCAUCGUAGAGCGCUGGUUGUCCUUGUCGACCGAAUCAUGCCAUACUUGACCAAGCCGGUGCUAGCCACCGACUUCUUAUGCGACAGUUUGGACUGUGGUUCCGCCAUAAGCAUGAUAGCGCUCCGAGGCAUCAUGGAGCUAGUCACCGAACACGACAUCGACUUCCCGGACAUCUACGACCGGCUGUACGGCAUGUUUGAGCCGGACAUGUUCGCGACGCGCUCCAAACGGCGCCUCAUACACAUUGCCGACGUGUUCCUGAGCUCCACUCGCGUCCCCGAGACAAUGAUAGCGUCGUUCGCCAAACGCCUCGCCCGCCUCGCGCUCGUCGCGUCUCCUGAAGACGCGCAGGAGCUGCUGCGCCUCAUCGCGAACAUGGUGCACCGCCACCCGGGGCUCAAGAGGAUGCUCAAGAACGACCAGCCCGCUAUACUGCCCCAAGAUCCGUUUGAGAUGGAAGAGUCCCGGGCAAAUGCUACUAACGCCAUUCAAUCCUCGCUUUGGGAGGUCGCUGCUUUAAAGCAACAUUUCACGCCCGAAGUGUGCGCGAGCGCGGCAAAAGUGCUUGCUCUGGCCGACAGUGGGGCUAAACCGCCAGACCUACCGCCAUCCUUCUCUGACGAAAUUCAAUUCACAGGCGAGCUCAAGAAGAGAUUCAAGACUAUAGAGAUGAACUUCGUGUACGUACCGCCGACCCGUUACUGGGACAAGGAGGAUUGGAAGAUCAACACGUUCUGGCAUUUGAUACCGGACUUUAAGUAGAUAUAUUAAUGUGUGGAAACCCCCUAUGUUCAACGAACGGUCCUAUGGGCAUGGGCGUCGCUGAGGCUAGCCGGUGAUGAAAUAUAAAAGUGCGUCUACUUAUUUUCAAAAUGGGUUUUACUUCGAAAAUGGUCUCUUUUUUACAUAAAUAUACCACACCCGGAGCGUUAAGUAUCUCACAUGUAUAUGCUAAAGUAUUUGUCGAAACCCGAAUACUUUCUGUCAUCGCGCAAUUCUUACUUGACCUUUAUAAACUUUAGUCACUAUUUAAUUACACAGUUUAGACAAGCAACAGAUGAAAGGAUUUAGUAUAAUCAUUUGCAAUGAAAAGGUACAGAUUUACUGCGUUUCAACUUUGACUUGCAGUGUGAGAUACGAGAUUUUUUCAAAGUAGUUUUGUUUGCGAGCAGUAUUUUUAAAUCGCUCGCGGCAUAAUAUAUUUUCAUGAGCUCAUCUAUGAGAUCUAGUCAAUUUUAUUGUUCUUGUUCGGCCGAGGGCUAGCAGAGUUGUAACGUCCGUGCCUAUGGGGGAAAAACGGGGUAUAACUGCGAGACGACAGAUAUCAGGGAGAAUAUUGUUUAAGGCAAGUUUUUGGAUUUUGAAGGAUUUGAUCUGGAAUAAUGUCUAAAAACAAAGAGAAAGAGACUCGCAAUCUUGGAUUCGUUGAGGCCAGCGGCUUAACAGGGACAGGGCUUUUAAAGUUUCUCAAGAGAGGUUUUGUCGAAAUACGUAACUUUUAAACCAAGCGUACAGUCGUCUUCAAAUAUAUCGAAGCUACCAAAGUUCAAUUUAUUGUCAAGACGUUAGUGUGCGUGUUCCAAUAUUGGCAAUAUUUGUGAGAUAUUUGGCAGCUCAGAUGUAUAUGAAGGCGAUGGAGGCUGUAGAAAAGUAGUGAAUAAAAAAAUAAGAAAAAAAAUAAUCGGUUGGUGGUAUAAAUCCAACACAUGAUUUACUAAAUAAAUGCACCUAUACCCUGGUUUUGAGCAUCAACUCAGCGAAGUAAAAGUUGCGAGACGGAGUAGAGAAACAAUAAUCGCCCAUUCUAUGUUUAAAUUUACUUAGAUUUUAAGGCAAUGUUUAAUGUCAAAGUAUUCCUUCGUUGUUAUUAAAUGUUUACCGGAUAUAGGGUAUUUUGAUGUUAUUAUACGUAUUGAUGUUUCUUGUCUGUUAGUAACAAUCAGUAUCACAGUGUUUUUACCAUUUCUUAAUGUCAGAUAUUCCGAAUAUGGGACUCCUGUCAUGAUAUUAAGGGUGAUAUUCGAAAGUUAACGAAUACAUUUCAAUCUUUGUGUAUUUAAUUCUAUUGCAUAGAAAUAAUAAGUUCAAUUAUGUUCAUGACAUAUUCAAUUUUGAAAUUGUGAAGUAUUUUUGACUUAUUUGUUGUUUCUAAACAUUAUAGUUACCAAACCGAUUUCAUCCUGCAGUUGUACAAUGUACCAACUUACCUAGGUGAUAAGAAGGCUCUAAUUUCUUAUUGUAUAAUAGUUUAAUCAUACGGCACAGUUAUUUUUUUUCUGUUAUCUACAUUAUAAGAUCAUUAUGUAAUGAAAAUUAAACCUCAAAUUCAUAUUCAUAAUUUAAAAAUUUCAUCCGGUAAAAGGCCUAGUCAAGAUGCCUUUCUUGUAUUAUAAAUGGGCAUACUCAUGGCCACAGACUAGCCGAAGCGAAGACGUGGCCUACGAUGGAGCUCGCCCAGAAGGUGCCUAUUCACCCUUGAUUUGAAGGUUGCCGGGUUAUAUGGAUGGACCUGUAAUUAUAAACGCCGGCAAGGAAUCCCACUCCUUGCUGGCAGUGCGCAUAAGAAUAUAAGAAGCAAAGUGCGUCCGUGCGGAUUGGCUGA